Mycotypha africana is the source of this 3327-nucleotide messenger RNA. RefSeq lists its product as uncharacterized. Gene Ontology annotation, biological process: regulation of protein stability; protein deubiquitination. The record is from RefSeq and is a predicted model, not a curated record. The coding region runs from base 1 to 3327 and encodes 1108 amino acids. Gene Ontology annotation, cellular component: cytosol; nucleus. Gene Ontology annotation, molecular function: cysteine-type deubiquitinase activity; protein binding; cysteine-type endopeptidase activity. Lineage: Eukaryota; Fungi; Mucoromycota; Mucoromycetes; Mucorales; Mycotyphaceae. The transcript has 10 exons.
AUGCUAAAAACACUCUUACCUGAAAAUCCUGAUUUGAAAACUGAGGGCACAGGUGCCUAUCAUUGGCAUAUAAGCAAUUGGAAGAAUCUUGAAGCCAAAACGCAUAGUCCAAUUUUUCAAAUUAAUGGUUAUCCUUGGCGUAUCUUGUUGUUUCCUAGAGGGAAUAAUCAAAAGAAAUCCGUCUCAGUCUAUUUAGAAAUAGCCGAUCAAACGGAGAACAGCUUACCAGCAAAUUGGCAUGUCUGUGCUCAAUUUGCGCUCGUCAUUUCUAAUCCAGAAGACCCAACCCUGUAUUCAACAAAUAGCGCAAAUCAUCGUUUUUCAAGUGAAGAGAUAGAUUGGGGCUUUACUCGAUUUUACGAAAUAGAAGAGCUAAAUCAACUAUCAGCACAAGGCAAAGGCCCCUUCCUGAUCAACGACAACAAUGAAAUUGUUAUCUCAGCCUUUGUCCGAUGCAUUCAAGAUGAAACUGGCGUUCUAUGGCACAAUUUCACCAAUUACGACUCGCGUAAGGAAACGGGGUACGUUGGUAUCAAAAACCAAGGCGCCACAUGCUAUAUGAAUUCACUUCUUCAAUCGCUCUAUUGCACGAAUACCUUCCGAAAAGCAGUAUACCAGAUACCUACCGAGAAAGAAGAACCCACCAACAGUGUGGCUCUUGCCUUGCAGCGUUGCUUUUACAACCUUCAAUACUCAGCCGAGCCGGUUGGCACGACCGAGCUGACAAAGUCAUUCGGCUGGGAUUCAUUGGAUGCAUUCAUGCAGCAUGACGUUCAGGAAUUCAAUCGUGUGUUACAAGACAAUUUGGAGGAAAAGAUGAAAGGCACACCCGCUGACGGCGCUAUUUCGAAACUAUUUGAGGGCAAAAUGAAAAGCUACAUCAAAUGCAUCAAUGUCGAUUAUGAAUCCUCCAGAGUUGAGAAUUAUUAUGACAUUCAAUUGAAUGUCAAGGGUUGUAAAGAUCUGACAGAUUCGUUUGAGAAUUACAUUGAAGUGGAAACGCUGGAAGGUGAAAAUAAAUAUCAAGCAGAAGGUCAUGGGUUGCAGGAUGCGAAAAAGGGCGUCAUUUUCGAAAGUUUUCCGCCAGUAUUACAUUUACAGUUGAAGCGAUUUGAAUAUGAUUUCAUGAGAGAUACCAUGGUGAAGAUCAAUGACCGCUAUGAAUUCCCUUCAGAAAUCAAUCUAGACAAGUAUUGCUCAAACUCUGAUAAAGAUGGACCGUAUGAUUAUGAGUUACAUGGCGUUCUCGUACACAGCGGUGACAUUUCUGGUGGACAUUAUUUCGCUUUGAUUAGACCAGGAAAAGAAGAAAAAUGGUAUCGAUUUGAUGAUGAUCGUGUCAUACCCGUCACGCACAAAGAAGUGUAUGAAGAGAAUUUUGGCGAUGAACCGCUCCGCAACGGUCGAGAUGCACCCAGCUUCCUUAAUGGCAACACAAGGACGAAUUCUGCUGCUCGUAUGAUGAAGAGGUUUACUAAUGCAUAUAUGUUGGUUUAUAUCCGAAAGAGUAAGCUGGAUGAAAUUCUCGGUCCUGUGUCAGAGUCGGAUAUUCCUGUCCAUUUGAAACGUCGAUUGGAUGACGAAAGAGCAACGAUUGAAAAACGCAAACAAGACCGACAAGACAUGCAUUUGAAUGUGAAAGCAGCUGUCAUUACUGAUAAGGCAUUUGAGGAUUAUCAGGGCUUCAACUUGGCUGUAUUUGACGACCGAUCGAUUGAAGCAUCGCCUCGAGUGGAUAUUUUCAAGGAGCCCAAGACAGAGAAGAUCAGUGCCUUCAAAGAGAAGCUGAUGGCUCAUUAUCAACUGGAACCUGAUACGUUCAGAUUAUGGAAUAUUGUCUAUCGUCAAAACAAGACGAUUCGUAUUGAUCAGUUAUUGACGGCCGCUGAAGAAAAGCAGUCCAUGGAAAAACUGAGAGAGUUGACUUGUGUCAGUACUUCGAUGAAUGGCUUCGCCAAACUUUAUGUGGAAAUAGCAGAGAAGGGUAAACCUUUACCUGUCAUUCGAAACGACCAAAUCAUUGUCUUUGUCAAGUAUUUCGACAUUCACGAGCAAGCGUUCAGAGGCCUCGGUCAUCUAUUUGUCGCAAUGAACGAAAAAGUGAGUUCGAUAUUAAGUACCUUGGCUGAAAAAGCAGGAUUACCCAAGAGUACAUCUAUUCAACUAUACGAAGAAGUGAAGCCCUCCUCUAUCGAUCUCUUGAAGAGUGAUCUCACCUUCCGUAAAGCCGAGCUACAACAUGGUGAUAUUAUCUGCUUCCAGAGGACAUUAUCGCAAAGAGAGGUGGAUGACUAUACACAGAAAGGCAUGAUCACAUCUGUACCUGAUUAUUACCAGUCUCUUUACAAUAGAGUCGGUGUCUUAUUCAAACCAAAGCCGAAUAGUGAAAAUAACUCUCAACAUGAAGAGAUCAAGCUGACACUGGAUCGAACGGCCAGUUAUGUGACCGUGGCCAAGUCGUUAGCAGAUCCACUCAAGGUCGAAGCGAGCAAGAUUCGGUUCACCAAUUCGUAUGCAGUCACGCAUCAACCGCGAGAGGUGAUUCACUAUAAACCUGGCACGCGACUGGAAGAGAUGGUGACGCUAGCCAAGCCUCAAGAGUAUCUUCAGUGUGCCAACUUUGAUACGAGUGCGCCUUUGUCCGUCAUGUACUAUGAAGUGCUGGAUAUCGAUGUGGCUGAUCUCGAAACGAAGCGAUCGAUGGAUGUGAUUGUGUUGGGGCCGACGUUACGCAAGGAAACAAAGAUAACAGUACUUUUAGCGCGAACAGGGUCUGUGCGUCAAUUGCUGGAACAAAUUAUCAGUAAAGGCAAGAUGGAAGUAAAGGACCCUGCGAGAAUUCGAUUGUAUGAAGCUGUGGAUGGAAAGGUGACCAAGGAGUUCUCUUUGGAUCAAACCAUUGAUAAUGUAGCAACCACAGGGAAGUCCACGGUUGUUUAUGCAGAGCCGAUACCCAAAGAUGAGUUGGAAAUGAAUCAAGAUACCGAUCGCCUUAUUCAAGUGGUUCAUUAUCAUAACUACCCAACCCACUUUCAUAGUAUUCCUUUCAGAUUUGUUGCUAUCAAAGGGGAACCGUUUGAAGAAACAAAGAAAAGAUUACAGAAACGAACGGGUCUGGGCGAUAUGGACUGGAAAAAGGUCAAGUUUACGGUGUUGAAAAAUCUGAAUGCUCCAGAACCACAGGUGAUGACAAUCGAUCAACCUGAUUUUGAUUUACGUAAAGCCAAACUACAAGAAGAAGAUGCACUUGGUCUGGAUCAUGUAGACAAGUCUACAAAGAGUCGCUUUAGUAGCGUCUUUGAUAAAGGCAUUUUUAUUAGAGGUUAG